Ilyonectria robusta is the source of this 494-nucleotide messenger RNA. RefSeq lists its product as uncharacterized. The record is from RefSeq and is a predicted model, not a curated record. Bases 18 to 251 code for a protein of 77 amino acids. Lineage: Eukaryota; Fungi; Ascomycota; Sordariomycetes; Hypocreales; Nectriaceae. The transcript has a single exon.
CCUCUUCGACUCCUUGCAUGCGUUCCGCUCUCUCUCUAUAUGCUACAACCCGAGUCUCGGUCCUCGUGGCCCAGAUAACGCUUGGAUCGUCUUGGCUGUUGGGCCGUUUGCAUUUGACAAGUCAAGUCGUCGAACCAGGCACCAGCCAUCCGAGAGUCAUCCCUCCAUGUCUCGCGAGUCGCGACUCAUCCCCCUUGUCUUACAUCCGGCUCCCAGCCCAUACCGACAACACAACGUGUGUCACCGAUUGACUUUGUCCGUGUCUUUAAUGUGCUCCAAAUAAAGUCUCUGCUCUGCCGUUCACUAGUUAUGAUCUCGGCCCUGUACGCUUCCGGCACUCAAGCUGUUCCGUCUCCUUGUCCUUACGCAAACGGGAUCGUCCAACGUAGCAUGUCGCACAUCUUGUUAUGGCUGAAGCACCACCCCAGAUAAUUCCAUGCCCUAUAGUCAUCCGAUAUUGCCCAGCCCCUGUAUGUAAAUAAAGCGGUUGCCAG